Molecule: messenger RNA, 1793 nt
Organism: Prunus mume (Japanese apricot)
Lineage: Eukaryota; Viridiplantae; Streptophyta; Magnoliopsida; Rosales; Rosaceae
Gene: CAK1AT
Product: CDK-activating kinase 1AT
Biological process (GO): protein phosphorylation
Cellular component (GO): nucleus
Molecular function (GO): ATP binding; protein serine/threonine kinase activity
Source: RefSeq, a predicted model, not a curated record
CAGAUAACCCAAGGAAAAAAGAAACCCCUUAACACGUUUUGUUCACAAGCUAUUAUCGAGAAAAAGGGGAAAAAAAAAAAUUAAAGCUUCAGAAUCAGAAGCUCUAACCCGCAAGCGCAUUUCUUCUUCUUCCACUUCCGAUUGACAUGGACUCUCCGCCAGCAAAGAGCUGGAGCAUCCACAGCCGGCCCGAAAUCAUCGCAAAGUAUAAGAUCCUCGAGCGGGUCGGAUCCGGAGCCUACUCGGAUGUGUACAGAGCCAUUCGACUCUCCGACAAACUCACCGUCGCGCUCAAGGAGGUCCACGACUACCAGUCGGGGUUUCGAGAAAUCGAGGCCCUCCAGGCCCUCCACAGCUGUCCCAACGUCGUCGUUUUGCACGAGUACUUUUGGCGCGAGGACGAGGACGCUGUGCUCGUGUUAGAGUUUUUGACGACUGACUUGGCCACUGUGAUCAGAAGCGCUAAGAAGAGAGAGGGUGGGAUUGGGCGCGGGGAGGUCAAGAGGUGGAUGCUGCAAAUCCUAUCUGGAGUUGACGCGUGUCAUCGGAAUAUGGUGGUCCACCGCGAUUUGAAGCCCAGUAAUUUGUUGAUUGGUGAUAAUGGUAUGCUUAAGUUGGCUGAUUUUGGUCAGGCAAGGAUACUCCUAGAGCCUGGAUAUGUUCCUGAUGAUGAAAACCCUGAACCAUAUGCACAAAGCACUCCCAGCCAAUGUCAAGCAGGGUACAGAGUUCAAGAACAUGGAACUAUGAGCAAAGAAGAAUAUUUUCGAGUGUUAGAUGAGGUGAAGGCGAAAGAACUUGAUAAAGAAACAAGUGUUCCUGAUGGAGAUACAUCUUGUCUAGCAACAUGUACAACGAGUGACAUAGAGGAUGAUAUUUUGAAGGGUUCUUAUUCAUAUGAGGCAGAGGAGGGUGGAGAUAAUAGAAAUGGAGCUCUGACGUCCUGUGUUGGAACUCGAUGGUUCCGAGCCCCUGAACUACUCUAUGGAUCCACAGAUUAUGGUUUAGAGAUAGAUCUAUGGUCAUUAGGCUGCAUUUUUGCAGAGCUUUUGACGCUGGAGCCACUUUUUCCUGGAACUGCUGAUAUUGAUCAGCUCAGCAGGAUCAUCAGUGUCCUGGGAAACUUAACUGAGGAGGUGUGGCCUGGUUGUGUUAAACUUCCUGAUUACAGGAUAAUAUCAUUUAAUAAAGUAGAAAAUCCGGUCGGUAUAGAGGCCUGCCUGCGAAACCGUUCCCCCAAUGAAGUCUCCCUGGUGAAGAAACUUAUUUGUUAUGACCCAGCUCGGAGAGCUACGACCAUGGAACUGCUCCAAGACAAGUAUUUCAAUGAAGAGCCUCUUCCAGUUCCUCUAUCUGAGCUGCACAUCCCUCCCACCAAAGAUACGAGUUCAGACUCUCCCGGUGGCUGGCAAGAAUACGAAGAUAUGGGUACAGACUCUGAUUUUGACGACUUUGCCCGGGUGAAUACGACUACCACUUCAACUGGUUCAUACAUUCAGUUUUCCUGAGUUCAAAGGAUAACCGUGAUACCAAUUGUUCUUGUUAUUGUUAUUUAUUGCUUGGAAGCUUUUAGGGAAUCGAAAGUAUGGUUUCUUCAAAUUUCAGCCUUGUUCGAGUGAAAGUAUUAUUAGGAGAAACUCUCCCAUGUGAUGGCUAGUUGUAAAACUCUUCACCCCCAGAAUUUUGAAUGUCUUUUUAUUUGUUCUACCCUCCUAUUAAAAUUGUUGGAACCUAUAACAGUUGUAUUAAUCAGCGGCUCAAGAUUUUAAAAAUAAAUCCAGAGUGUUUACUCA